AUGCUAAGAAGAGAGCGCUGCAGAAAGAAGAGCGCAACAAAUCAAAGCCGCAGGCCCGCGCUCACCUUUCGCCUCUCCUCCUUGAGCCUGUACUUGGCGGAGAUCAUGGUGGGGCGCAUCUUGACGGGCGGGCAGGGCGCCAGCACGCCCACCCCGUCAUCGCCCUCGCACUCGCCCUCGCCCAGCGCCAGCCCCGCCGCCGCCGCCGCCGCCUCCUCGGCCUUCAUGGCGGCCGCGCCGCCGCCGCCGCCGCCUCUGCCUGCGGUUGCCCGACGCCCGGCCGCGCCUGCGCACGCCAGACAACACCGCUCGUCACACACCCCGCUCUCGCAGACGCCAGCGCACGACCGGGGAUACUUUGAAGGGUGUGUAUGGCACGUGCCAUGUCUACCAUACGCCUCUGCCCUGUCCACUUGGAUACAAAUUCGAGGGUGUGGCGGCACCGCGGGGUGCCCGGAAAAUGCUCCAGCUGUCCGAAUUGAGCGCGUGGACGACCCGAUUCGUGAACGGCCCCGCCGCCACCCACGCAUCCACCGCAUGCGUUCGCGCCUCGUGGUGCAACCCGAGCCAUUCAUUCGCCUGCCAGGCGGCGGGUGCACCUCGCGCCUCUCAACACGGUCUGCGCACGGCGCGGCGCGGCGCGGCGAGCGCAGGCCGCAACGCCGGCGGCGGCCCCGAGCCCCACAUCCCAACGAGGCCACUGCCAAAACGCCCUGCCACCGCCCCCCUCCUUCCCCCCCGCGCCACGGCCCCGCCCGCGCCGCUACUCGGCCAGCGUUGCCGCACCGCGCAUAG
Gryllus bimaculatus (two-spotted cricket) is the source of this 795-nucleotide messenger RNA. Lineage: Eukaryota; Metazoa; Arthropoda; Insecta; Orthoptera; Gryllidae. The record is from the annotation of a GenBank genome assembly.